AAUCCAAUCAUCCAUUACUAACCCUGGGCCGACCAAGAAACUUUUUGGACGACCCAAGCUUCAAGGGUUAUUCUUCACCAGAAUAAACAAAAUAAUCUCAUCGUCGAUUUCAGAUGGCGUUUGCUUAUUUGAACCUUGGAAGCUACGUUAUCGCCUUUGUCUCAUUGGCUCUAGCCGUCGUAGCUCCAUCGGUUCAAGCGCACGUCGCUGUCUUCGAUGAAUACUGGACCCAGCGUCAAGCCAACGCGCUGAGACAAACACUGGAAUCUUAUGACCCGAACCCGUUGAACGUCACGAACCACUUUAACUACCAUGCAGCAUUAGCAAUGGAGACAACCGGUGCAGACAACGGACCAAGGAGAGAGCUUGGACAAGUUAAAUCCGGUCAGAAAUCACGUGGAGGAAGGUUUAGAUCCCUCAACGCGAUUGAUAGAUGCUGGAGAGGAGACAAAAAUUGGGCGAAUAACAGGAAGAAGCUAGCGGACUGCGUCCUAGGGUUUGGUUUGAAAACAACCGGAGGCAAAAACGGACCGAUCUACGUAGUCACAGACGCAUCCGACGACGAUCUGCUAGCCCCCAAACCAGGAACUCUAAGACACGCCGUGACCCGCGACAGACCACUUUGGAUCAUAUUCGCUAGGACCAUGGUCAUAAAACUACAACAAGAGCUGAUGAUAACAAACGAUAAAACCAUCGACGGUCGAGGAGUGAGUGUUUACAUAACCGGAGGUGCAGGAUUUACGUUACAGUUCGUGAAGAAUGUGAUCAUACACAAUAUUCAUAUAAAGUUUAUUAAAAGAGGACUUGGUGGGUUGAUUAGAGACUCUGAACAACAUUUUGGGCUUAGAACAAUCAGUGAUGGUGAUGGGAUCAAUAUCUUUGGAGCUUCAAACAUAUGGAUCGAUCAUGUCUCCAUGAGGAACUGUUCUGAUGGUAUGAUCGAUGCCAUCAUGGGAUCAACCGCCAUUACUAUCUCCAAUUCCCAUUUCACCGACCAUGAGGAGGUGAUGCUGUUUGGGGCUAAAAACGGUGACGACUUCGACAAGAAAAUGCAGAUCACGGUUGCGUUUAACCAUUUUGGUAAGAGAUUGGACCAAAGGAUGCCAAGGGUGAGAUACGGUAUGGUCCAUGUAGUGAACAAUGACUACACUCACUGGGAGAUGUAUGCAAUUGGUGGAAACAUGAACCCUACCAUUAUAAGUCAAGGCAAUCGUUUCAUUGCUCCUCCUAAAGAAGAUUGCAAGCAGGUUACAAAGAGAGAGUACACACCGUAUCCAGAGUGGAAGUCAUGGAACUGGCAAUCAGAGAGAGAUUACUUUUUGAAUGGAGCUUACUUUGUGCAAUCAGGAAAGUCAAAUGCAUGGAGCUCUACACCGAAAAAUCCAAUCCCUAAAGAGUUCACGAUCCGUCCUCAGCCAGGAACAAAGGUAAGAAGCCUCACAAAAGAUGCUGGUACGCUUGAUUGCAGACCAGGAAAGUCCUGCUGAUAAUAAACUUCAUUGUCGUGGGUGCGUGCGUGCGUGUGUGUGUGUGUUUCCGUGUUGUUAUGGUAACAAAGAAUUGUAUUUGUUGUGGAUGGUGUUUUGUAACGAAUUGUGCAUAAUGCAGUACGGUUAAUUAUUAGGCUUCUUCUUUUUUUU
Molecule: messenger RNA, 1640 nt
Organism: Raphanus sativus (radish)
Lineage: Eukaryota; Viridiplantae; Streptophyta; Magnoliopsida; Brassicales; Brassicaceae
Product: probable pectate lyase 6
Exons: 4
Coding region: 114-1487 (457 amino acids)
Molecular function (GO): pectate lyase activity
Source: RefSeq, a predicted model, not a curated record